AUGACAUACGUGUACCCACUAGGAGCCAAGGUUCUCUCCGAAUUUGUUGCAACUGCCCUCACCAUACUCUUUGGAGAGUCCAUCAUUGCAAAUGAGUUGCUCGCUAGCACUAAGGGUCAUGGCAUGGGAUAUCUCGCUGUGGCCAUUGGAUUUGGCUUGGCCUUUGGGGUGAACAUAGCUUGGUUUGGUGUUAUCAGUGCCCAUCUCAACCCUGCCAUGUUUUUCUUUUUGGCUCUCAUUGGAAAAGUGGAAUGGAAAGAAUUCCUGGCCUGCUCCUGUGCCAAUUUUGCGGGAGCCUUUGUGGGAGGGGUCCUGGUAGUCAUCUUUUUCAUGCCACAUUUUGGAUUCUCUCUUCCACUUCCUUCCAAUACCAGUGAUACAGCAACCUAUAUUGAAGGACUUGUCAGUAUGGAAACCAAUGCUGGAAGACUUGCCUCUGCAUUUGGACCAGCAUCACGAAAGAGGGAGAAUGAAACCAUUGGUAACGAAAUAAGGUCCUUCUUUCGAUUGCCCAAUGAUGAACAAUUCCUGGAAGGAUACAACACGAACACAUUUGCUGCUGAUGAUGCCAAUCUCUUGGAGAAAAUGGAAAUGAGACACAAAAGGCGUCAGAAGGUCACACUACAAACAGCACCUCCCACUCAUUUGGAGUAUUUCGACCACCGCUCUGUCAACUUGGCCGAACUACUGCGAAAAAGGGAGCCUGCGGAUGCUACCACUGAAGAGAUGCGUCAUUCUGUGCAAGUGGCUGCGCUCUUGCAUACUCACGAUGACAAUAGUAUGCAGCAAAAGAAGGACAUUCAAGCUGGCUCUCAGACAGAUGCUACCACUGAGAAGAUGCGCCAUUCUGUGCAAGUGGCUGCGCUCUUGCAUACUCAUGAUGACAAUAAUUUGCAGCAAAAGGAGGACAUUCAAGCUGGCUCUCAGACCAUCCGAACUAAUGGAUCAACUAACGAAUCAUCUGAAGGAGUGCCGGUUCAGACCAAAGUCAGUUUCCAUGAAGGCAAGAACACAAUUAUUGAUGUGGAAAAUCCGGCAACAGAUCCCAGCAACAACAUGGCCACGCCAGAGCAAGACACCACCAUGUUGGCCUACAAGGCCGCCUUGCAGGCGGAUGCCAGUGCCAAGCUCUCCAUUUUUGGCACCAGACCAGCCAUCUACAACCGCCCUUGGAACUUUCUGCAGGAAGCUAUUGCGACUGCUGUCUUGGUGCUUGGUGCGGAACUCUUCAAUUUGCGCAAGGAGGUUCAAACAGAGCUCACCGGGACAUGGCAAGAUGGUGCCUUCUUCCAAUCCUUGUACGUUGCUCUGUACAUCACUUUGUUGGUUCUUGGCUUGGGAGGUCCCACUGGAUUGGCUGCUAAUCCAGCACGUGAUGUUGGACCACGCCUGGCACACUAUCUGCUGCCAAUUCCCGGCAAAGGAUCCAGUGAAUGGCACUAUGGAUUGGUGGUACCCCUCUGGGGGCCCUUUGCUGGUGCGGCCGUUGGUGCUGGUCUCUUCAAGUUGAUGGAAGGGCUGUUUGAGAUGGUGGAAAUUGUUGAAGAGGCGAAUGAAGGUAGUGGAGUGGAAUUGUAA
This is a messenger RNA of Seminavis robusta, 1578 nucleotides long. The record is from the annotation of a GenBank genome assembly. NCBI's taxonomy places the organism in Eukaryota, Bacillariophyta, Bacillariophyceae, Naviculales, Naviculaceae.